UACAAAUGCGACUUCCAAGUAUCGCUGAGCGUCCUGAUUGGGAUAGUGGCGAUUGGGUUUGUAUGUAUGAACUUCCUUUUAGGAUUGGCUUUCGAUUCCCUUUCCCUCCAUUUGUACAAGAAGUGUUGGACUAUUAUGGGGUAGCUCCUAGCCAACUCAUGCCAAAUGCUUGGAGGUUAUUGUUGGGUAUAGAAGUCAUAGUUAGAGUAAAGGGGAAGAGGGUUGACCUUGUAGAUUUCAAGUCAAGUUAUUAUCUUAAACAACACGAUACAGAUAAAGGUCGAUUUCUAUUCACUCUUAGAGCGAACAAAAAAGCUUGGGUAACGGAGUUGGUUCCUAGCAACAAGAGGGGUUGGAGGAGGAAAUAUUGUUUUGUCAAAGGUGACCUGUUUGGAACGAGUGAUUAUGUGGUUCCUACUUCAUGGAGAACCUUAAGUAAGGGGCUCACUCGAUGUCCUCGUAGGGUGUGUUGGUCUGAAGCUCGAGUUAACGACUUGCUCUCUAUUCCUUCCGAUCAAAGAGCCCAUAACAAGCUUCUUAUUUUGGAUAAAUCUUGUGUUGGAAAUUUGUGGAGAGGUGCGCAACGUCAAGAAGGUAGUAUUUUUUCACUCAACGUUGUCAAGCGCGCCCCCAUCUUUUUGUUGACCCGAGCUUUAGAGAAGGUUAGUGGUCCCUUCUCUUUGAUUCGUCAUUUAACGGAAGAAGAAUGUUUUCUUGCAGACCGUUAUUAUAAGAGGAUGACUUUCAAGGUUUGUGGAGCGGAUGAUGCUGUUGCUAGGGGUAAGACUAAUUUACUUGGAAAGAGGUCUAAGAAGACCACAAGUCAUGUUGUGAAAUCUCGAGUUCCUGCUAAGGAAAAUGGAGGAGGUAGCUCUCAGUUGCCAGCUGAUGGUGUGGUUGCGGCUUCACCACUGAGGGGUGACAACGAGUUGUCUAUUGAGGAGAGUAUGAUCAACCUGUCCAUCUCUUCCAACAUUUCGGCCUACUCUGACCCUGCUUCUAUCGAAGGUCAUGUUGAGGCUCUUCUCCAUCCGAGAGAUGAAGAGCGUUUGAGGGGCAUCGGAGUUGCGGGGUGAGCGAAUUACGGUGUUUCUACGAUUUACCAAGCUAUUCAAGCAGUCCUCUACUUGAGGCGUGACACAAUUUCGCUUGAUCAAAAGAACAGAGCUUUGAACAAGGAGCAUUCUAGACUUAGAAAGGAAGUGGAGAACUUGAAACUGGAAGGAGAGACUACCAAAUCAUCAUAUGACAAGCUAAAACAGGAUUAUUCCUCGUUGAAUACUGAGUUGGAGUGCCAAACUCAAGGAGGAGGAGGCUAAGUAUCGCAUUGUACCAGGAGGUUGAUGAUAUUUCACUCAAGACUGCCAUCAAGACAAGGGGGGAGUUGAUGAUACAGUAUAAGAAAGGGCUCCAUCGUGGAUGGGACGUCGAUGGUGCUAUUGCACUUCAUGAAGAAUAUUUGGCUCUUGAGCAAGAGAAUGAGAUGGAUGUUGACGCUCAUAUCUCUGUGUUUGAUGAGCGCGUUGAUGCUCAUACCUCCGUCCCUAGUAUGGGUGUCGACGCUCAUACUUCUGUUUCUGGCGGGAGUGGCAUUGACGAUGUGAUGUUCUCCAUUGCUGAAGAUGGUACCAUUGCUCCAUAGUGGGUCUUUUAAGUUCUCCCUUUUGUUUACAAGUGACAAUUGAUUUAAACUUUAGGUCUCUUUUGUUUAAAGCAUGAACAUCGCCAUUGUGGCAUUAAGUAUGUAUGCUUAACGAUCCUUUUGAUGUGCGGACAUCCUCUUAAUGAUGACCCUUUUGAAUUUUAUGACGCUUUGAUGUAUGGACGUUACUUUUGCGGUGGUGU
Cannabis sativa is the source of this 1845-nucleotide messenger RNA. RefSeq lists its product as uncharacterized. The record is from RefSeq and is a predicted model, not a curated record. Lineage: Eukaryota; Viridiplantae; Streptophyta; Magnoliopsida; Rosales; Cannabaceae. The coding region runs from base 6 to 1076 and encodes 356 amino acids. The transcript is spliced from 3 exons.